AUGUUUCUCACCAGGUGAAUGAAGAACGGACGUUCUGUUUUCGGUUAAUUCGAAAUCUGAUCUUCUUUCUGCCCUCCAUUUCCCCCCCCUAUAUUUUACGGAAACGAUCGGCCGAAUUUCUCUCCGUGUUCAUCUGGGUUUCCAUGGGUUGCCUGUGGCUGUUCUCAGGACGGAGUAUGAUCGGGGAGUCAACACAUUCUCUCCUGAGGGUAGGCUGUUCCAGGUCGAGUACGCCAUCGAGGCCAUCAAGGUGGGCAUACUCCGAGGAAGACGCGCGGAAAUCUGAAUUUUCGGAUAACUGAUUUCAAAACCUAUUCAUUCUUCAUUUUUAGUCAUCUUUCUUUGUUGCAGGUUUUGAAAUUCUAAUCUAUUUUUCUUUCUCUGCCGUCUGAUUAGUUGGGUUCUACGGCUAUUGGUCUGAAGACGAAGGAAGGCGUUGUGCUUGCCGUCGAGAAGCGAAUCACCUCUCCUCUUCUGGUCCGCACACCGUGCCUAUUUUCAUUCCUUUUCAUUGUUUUUUAGAUAUAACUUUUCCUCAAAUUUGGGGGAAGGAACUCGUAAUCUCAUUUGAACCACGGACUAGUAUGAUUCGUAGUAUCGUAGGGGAAGAUAAAAAAACAAAUGGCCGAAGGUUCGUUUAGUAAUACGCCUCGGAGCUGUGUUUCAAGGUGCAUGCUCUUGAUGAAUCCUUCUGAUGAUGCUAAAGGAUUCAUGUGUGUGUGCCAGACUCUUUACGUGAUUUCUCCUCGAAAAUAAGGUUAGCCUGUUUCAGUCUUCCUAACAGAGUCCGUCUGCUUUUGUGUAUUGCUUUGCAACAUAAUCCUGGUUUUCUGCAUAGACAACAUUUAUGGUCAUCCUAGAUUCAUUGUAACAUACUCGAAAACCCUUGUAUUGGUGCCCUCAAGUUGCUCAACCAGCUGACGGAAGGUCUUCCCACUUUUCACAUCGUCGAGGAAUGCCAAUUAGUAUCUGAGUCCAGCCGUGAGAGUCGAGACUUCAGAUGAUAGAAGCAGACAAAUACAUUUUUAGCACAAAGAGGUCUUCUGCGUUAACCUCCGAUAACCUUUCAUGUUACCAUUCUCAAAGACAUGAAUCCUCUAUAAGUGACAGAGAGAAUCUCUUUUAUCAUCGAUAUUAUUUUUGAACUUAGGUGUGCUACCUCACGAGUUAGCUACGAGUUAGCCUGGGCUGUAGCAUUGCUACUGAUUUCUUAUUCAGUUUACUCAUAUGUGAUGGUAAAAUUGCUGGCGUAUCAGCUAUUUAGAUGGAUUAGUUUUCUAGGGCAAUAUUGUCUUACAUUUUCGGUCUUUUCUUAGUUGAGGGAGAAUACCUUCUUUCCGUAAAAUCAUAUGGUGAGGAGUAAACGGCGUAACUUUAUGAACCCUAUAGGCAUACUCGCUUCUGCAUGAAUGAACCCUUUCAAACCGGGCCCCAAAUCCAUGAUUGCCCUUGUUGGGAACAAAGUCUCAUUUUCUACGGUGGGAAACAGUUUUUUCCUGCAGUGUAAUUUUAUUAGCAGUAAUGAUUUACCGUGCCUUUGCACCACUAUACCUUGCGUGAUCAUUUUUAGUAGUGAAAUCUUCUUGCUUAGCAUGCUUCUUGAUUCCCAGUAUCAUAGUUUCCCUAAAACGUGUAUGCAGUCCACUCUACUCUAUUAAAUCUAACCCGUUUAUAAAUGUCCAUUUAUGUACUUAACCGUUAUGCGAAUGAAUUUUAUGGUGGACGCAUGGAGAGGUGAUGCGAUCUUGUAUCGGAUAUCUUUCAUGAGAAAGAUGAUAUCAUCAAAAUGGUACCAAUCAAUUGUAGGGGCCUGAGAUAGCUUGCAGAUGUAAAAAAAGAAACUGAUAGUUGGAUCUGUUUAGUCAAGCAAUCAUUUUUUUUUGUGAGAUUCUCUUAAGGGGAACAAGAAUACUGACAGGAACCUUUUUUAAAGUGGUUUCUUCAAAUAAAAUUGAAAAUUAUAGAGAAAAUAUAUCUCAUGCAAUACAUAUCUUUAGCACUGUUUUGAAUCUCAUGCACAUAUUUCGGUGUAUGUUCAAGUCCUUUUCAACCAAAAAUAUUAAAUCCGUGGGUAUUGGUGUACGAUGGCAUCAUUUCGAACCCUUAUUUUUACUGAUUUUCUGUUGUUUCCAGUGUUGCUCGGAGGAUGACUAGCAAUGAUAGGAUGCAUGUAUAAAUUGCUGAUUUCGUAGGAUUCAUGCAGUUAAGACUUGAAGUGCUUUUCAUAUGAUUUUCUCUUAAACAUGUGAAUUUUGCUGUUUUCCUCCAAAAUGUCUUGAACCCGUCUCUUUCUGAGAGUUGCGUCCUAAGAUUUUACUGAAUAAUGUGGAAGGAAUUUAUCUUAGAUGUUGGGCACGUUAUUGAUUGUGCAAUCUUUGUACCUACUCUGUUUCCUUUUCUUUCUUCAGCAUCUUCUACUUUCUUGAACUCAAUAGAAAACUGUCUGUUGUCCGAUUCUCCAGGAGCCAAGCAGUGUGGAAAAGAUCAUGGAGAUCGAUGAGCACAUAGGAUGUGCUAUGAGUGGUCUUAUAGCUGACGCACGGACUCUGGUGGAACAUGCUCGUGUUGAAACUCAAGUACUGUUUAACUUCCUAAUAAUUUCUAUGCUGUAGUGGAAAUUUCACAAGAACAUUGGAUUAAAUGAACAUUCAUUUUCAUCAGAAUCACAGGUUCUCCUAUGGAGAAGCAAUGACUGUUGAAUCAACUACACAAGCAUUAUGCGAUCUUGCACUUCGGUUUGGUGAAGGAGAUGAAGAAUCCAUGGUAAUGAUUGGUUCUGCUUUGUGAGCCUUUUAUUUUUUUUGACACUCCAAGAGACUUUUGCACUGGUACAGGUGAUAUUUUUAUUAUCGUUUGGUUUCUCCUUAUUCUCUGACCUCUCCUUAGAUUAUUAUUUAUUUUGCAUCCAGAAAUAUUUAAUGGUUCUUUACAUGAUUAGAAUGAUAUUGUCCUCUCCUCCUCAAUUCAUCUCUGAUCUGUGAUUCCUAAGGUAAGACACAGAUUUCGUUUCCAGUGAAUGGCUGAUUGUCAGGAAAAAAGAAAAAACAUGAUUUAGUAGCCGUUGCUGUAUUUAUAUCUGUGCGGAGAUGAAUACCUUCCUUACCAUCGUUCUCCAUUGCUGUCUCCCUGCUCGAGUUGGAGGUUAUUGAGAGUGAAUGCGAUAAACCCCACUGUUCUUGUCCUCCAGAACAAAAAUGUUGUUUGUAGUCGUCUUUGUCAUUGUGUUGUGACUGGUGCUGUUGAUUGGGCAAACGUAAACCAUUGAAGUUUUACCUUUCCAGUAAAACUUUUAGUACCUGGGUGCCCUGACGACGGGAGUGUCUAGUACUGUGACAGACCGGAGGAUUACGUUUCCCUUCAGUUUCUUGUAGUGAUAGACUGUUGAUAUCUCAGGGUGGAACCCCCCCGCUGCCUUGGGUGUUAUCUAUUUUCACGCUUGAUGUCUUUGGAUUGGGAACAUGCUUGUUAGGUUUGUAUUUAUGAAUACGUCCUUGAAGAUCGUCUUAUGGGUAAAUGAGUAUGAUCACUGGCUGGAAAAGGUUCCUGGAGUCUGUUAGAAGCACACUGCCACUAGUUGGCUACAUUUUGGCCGCACUGAGUCGGUUCCAGUUAAUGCCUUUAGCUGGAACCGCAGAAGAUCAUUUUUUUCAGACAUGUCACUGAGGUAGUCAAUUAUCUGAUUCUGUUGGGGUGGUCCGGAGAGACAGUACUAUGUGGGAAACCUGGCAAUCUAGAUGUUCAGGGACUUUUUCAGAUACUUUCCAACGAUGUGUUUUUCUGAGGAAUCUGAGGUUGAGAAUGAAGAUUAGUGAAAUAGUUACUGAAAGUAAAUCCAAAUCUGUCAUUGAUAAUUCCAGCAGAAUGGAAGCAGAUUAAUAGACUUUUUAAAAAAUAAGCUGCCCGGUCAUUGAUCUGAGUGGGUAUCGUUGGGAGACAAUAGGUGUUAUAGGUAAGCAUUAGGAAAGUGUCUUACAAAAGCCACAUGGCUAUCUUUAAGGAUAGGUUUGAAGGAGUAAUUGUCUAUGUGAUUUUUCAGCAAAAAAAAAGAAAUAAAAAAAAGAAGAAGAAAAAGAUGUCGUUCUUCAUUGGUAGUUGAUGCACAUAAAGAAUCAGCUUUGAGCGUGCAUAUUUUUGCACUCAUCACCAGUUCAAAAGAGUGGAUUAGAUUAGAGUAUUGUCUGUGGUUAUUAUUUUGUUAGCAUUCAAAAAAUGUUAGUAAAAAAAUGUAUGAAGCCCAUUACAUAUUUGGUUGGUGGAAUAGUUAACAAUAUAAGUUUGGUUGGUAGAAUUUGUUUUAUGUUUUUUGGGGCAAAGUUUAGAGUCUGCUUCUAGCCCAUUAUAUCUUUGCCUUUUUAUAAGUUAACAGCACUUAUCAAGAGGGAAAUGCUACGGUAUAUCUUAUUCAUGGGUGAUGCGAACUGAAGAGUAUAAGGUGUGUUUAGGAAAUACAUAACUAGGAAAAAUAAAAUACAUUGGCCUUAUUAGCCGAGGUACUUUUAGUGUAGGUGGAAAGAGAAUAGGAAAAAGGAUUUAUACUCGAUGAUCACCCUAAAGUUGGGCUGAAUGACCGAUAUGGGGCUAUUCUUGAUGGCUGACUUGCCCUGUCACAUGGACAACAAAAAAACGGGGUGCAUUCAGCCCAAGAGUGGCUAUUGUCUCUGAUAGAUACCACGUUUGAUUUUUCUGGGCGACGGUCUCAAAAUCAAGUGCCAUAUAUAUAAGCCCCCAUUUUUACAGGUUUGUUCUUCAGAAUGUAAACAGCCUGAGAAAAGUUGUUUUGAGAUGGUCGCUUGUAUGGCGCAAAGAAGAUCAGCUCAGCCAGCAGACCGUCCCCCUCUCUCUCUCUCUCUCUGAGCCGGCAGAGAGACUAGAAAGGGUUUUUUUUACGAUUUCUGUCACCUAUCCAUUGCAGCAGGCCCUCCCUUGCAUUGUUUCCGCGAUUUGUUAACUGGGGUGGGGAGUGGGCCCCCCCAUGGCUUAGAUAAAACUUAUUUUCAUUUUUUUUUAUCAUAGAUCUUAUUGAGUAAAAACUAUUUUAUUUAUCAAAGUUGUUUGUCAUUCCAUUUUGUCAAUGUGCGGAUUGCUCUCAUUCUUCAAUGGUUCUUCUUCUUCGAUGUAGUCUCGGCCUUUUGGAGUCUCCCUUCUGAUUGCUGGACACGAUGAGAACGGGCCCAGCUUGUGAGGCUCUCCCUCUCUCCCUCUUGUCUUCCUUGUGCAUUGGAUUCAUUACUAUGACUGGGUUGGUUGUCGUUGACCAUGCAUAAUCACCGCCCCAAGUGGUUGUCAUCCCGCUUCGUUGACUUGCUGCCUCCCACAACUUGGUUCGCGCAGGUACUACACCGAUCCUUCCGGCACAUUCUGGCAGUGCAAUGCAAAAGCCAUUGGAUCAGGUUCCGAGGGAGCUGAUAGCUCUCUGCAAGAGCAAUACAACAAGGUAAGGUCUUACGUGGGGCCCACUAUCGCGUGCCUUUUAAAAUGCUUGUACACCCCACCCCGUAUAAUGAAUGGGCGAUUGGGUUAUUUUAUUUUAUUUUAAUGUAGGAACUGAGCCUUCUGGAAGCGGAGACGAUAGCACUCUCUAUCCUGAAGCAGGUGAUGGAGGAGAAGGUACGUUCUCCUUCCUCGGUUGGAGUAUCUGCGGGAUUUCAUGGAAUUGACUCGAGAUCCGACGUGGCCAGGUGACUCCGAACAACGUGGACAUCGCGAAGGUGGCCCCCACGUACCAUCUGUACACCCCUGAUGAGGUGGAGGCCGUUAUCAACCGGCUGUAG
Molecule: messenger RNA, 5771 nt
Organism: Spirodela intermedia
Lineage: Eukaryota; Viridiplantae; Streptophyta; Magnoliopsida; Alismatales; Araceae
Source: the annotation of a GenBank genome assembly